Molecule: messenger RNA, 1410 nt
Organism: Bolinopsis microptera
Lineage: Eukaryota; Metazoa; Ctenophora; Tentaculata; Lobata; Bolinopsidae
Exons: 2
Coding region: 1-1410 (469 amino acids)
Source: RefSeq, a predicted model, not a curated record
AUGAACUCCAAGCGCAAGAUUAAGGCUGCAAUAUCUGGAAUCAGAGAUGCUAGUGGGGAUGAACUCCACUCAGCACAUGAUAUGGCUAACCAACUUGGGAUUUUCUUUGAGAGCACGUUUGUAAAGGAGGAUCAGGCCUCAAUACCUGACCCACUACCCGGAGACAGCGCAAAGGAGACGAUUCCUGACCUGAAAUUCAAUACAAGUGAAGUUCAAGAUCAACUUCGUAAAGUUAACAUCUGGAAAUCCGUUGGACCUGAUGAUAUGCACCCCAAGCUUUUGAAAACACUAGCCGAAAACAAACAGUUUGCUGAUUCAGUCACAGCACUGUUCCAAAAAUGCUACAACGACGGAAAGAUUCCCGAAAUCUGGAAGCAAGCAAAUGUCACUGCAUUACAUAAAAAGGGGGAUAAAUCCCAAGCCAGCAACUAUCGCCCUAUUAGCCUAACGUGUGUUCUUUCCAAAAUCUUUGAGAGGUUUUUAAGAAACCAUAUUCUAGCUCACGUAUCCCCCAUGAUUGUGAAUGAACAACACGGUUUCCUACCAAAAAGAUCCUGCGUCUCGAACCUCCUGGAAUGUAUGGACAUUAUCAGAACCGUGCUGGGCCCCCUGCUCUUCCUGCUCUUCAUAAAUGAUCUCACUGAUGGAAUUGAGAGCUUCGUAUCACUCUUUGCUGACGAUCUUAAGCUAGUAACGAGCACAGCUAGGCACAGUGUUGCACAAGAUGAUAUACUGAAACUCAAUGCGUGGGAGAAGGAAUGGCUCCUAAGAUUCAAUGUGAAGGAUGGCAAGUGUAAGGUUCUACAUAUUGGGCGUAACAAUCCAAUGCAUGAGUACUUCAUGAAUGGGGAAUGCCUCCCCCAAGUGAAGUCAGAAAAGGAUCUUGGAGUUCUAACUACCAGAAACCUGGACUGGAGUGACCAUAUAGAUAAGUCCGUGAAAAAAGCAAAGUCUGUUAUAGGCUGGAUCAAACGAAGCUUGAUCUGCCGUAACAAAUUUGUUAUGCUAAAUGUCUACCGAACUCUAGUUCGACCUCACAUCGAAUACGCUGUGCAAGUGUGGAAUCUACCAGCAGAGCACGGAAACUGGAGGACUAUUAAAAAGAUAGAAGAUGUUCAGAGAGAAUUUACACGAAUAAUCGACGGGAUUGGUAUCCUACCAUACGACGAGAGACUGAGAAUCCUCCAGUUAACAACACUACUGGAGCGCCGUAUGAGGGGUGAUCUUAUUGAAACCUUUAAAAUAACGAAGGGUAAAGUGGACUAUGGACAAGAUCUUUUCAAGAUAUCACGUAGUGGUACCAAGAUCCUAAAAGAUAAAAGAGGAAAUCAGAGAAUCAGGUCCUCAGUAACCGGGUUGCCAAUUACUGGAACAAAGUACCAAGUUCGGUUAAAGAAGCCAGUUCAGUAG